Messenger RNA from Dinoponera quadriceps, 1026 nucleotides. RefSeq names its product histone-lysine N-methyltransferase SETMAR-like. The record is from RefSeq and is a predicted model, not a curated record. Gene Ontology annotation, molecular function: nucleic acid binding. The annotation marks the transcript as partial. The transcript is spliced from 3 exons. NCBI's taxonomy places the organism in Eukaryota, Metazoa, Arthropoda, Insecta, Hymenoptera, Formicidae.
AUGACGAGUCAACAGGGAAAAAACACCGUUCAAACAAAAGCUUGGCUUGGUAAGCGUUAUCCGGACUCUGCACCAGGUAAAUCAACCAUUAUUGAUUGUCUUGCUGAAUUGAAACGUGGUCGUACGGACACCAGUGAUGCACCACGCUCUGGUCGCCCAAAAAAGAUGGUUACUUCGGAAAACAUCAAAAAAGUUCACAAAAUCGUUUUGGGGAACCGUAAAGUAAAGUUGCUGGAGAUAGCUGAGACUCUGAAUAUAUCCAAAGAACGUGUAGGAUUUAUUGUGAAUAAACAUUUGUCUAUGAAAAAGCUGUUGUCAAAGUGGGUGCCGCGCGUGUUGACUUUUGACCAAAAACAACAACGAGUCGAUGAUUCUGAACACUGUUUAGAACUUUUUCGUCGCAAUAAAACAGACUUUUUGCGUCGAUACGUAACCAUGGACGAAACAUGGAUCCACCACUACACAGCAGAGUCUAGUCGACAGUCAGCUGAGUGGACAGCAGCCGGGGAACCUCGCCCAAAGCGGCCAAAAGAGCAACAGUCAGCUGGCAAGGUUAUGGCGUAUGUAUUUUGGGAUGCGCACUGUAUUUUGUUUAUCGAGUACCUCGAAAAAGCCCAGACAAUCAACAGCAAUCGCUACAUAGGCCAAUUGGAUCGUUUGAAAGAGGAAAUAUCGAAGAAACGGCCUCACAUGCAAAGAAAAAAAUUGCUCUUUCACCGGGACAAUGCAUCCUGUCACAAGUCUUUGGUUACGAUGGCGAAAUUGCACGAAUUAGGUUUCGAAUUGAUUCCGCACCCCCCUCUACUUUCCAGACUUGGCUCCGAGCGACUAUUACCUGUUCGCGGACCUAAAAAAGAUGCUCACCGGGAACUUAUCGGCCUACCUGUUACCAUUUCAUCCAGCUGUGGAAACAACCAAGCUACAGCAAUUUCCCAACUAUUAGAAAAUUGGAAUUUGACGCAGAAAGUGCAAGUUGUUUGCUGCGAUAUUACUUUGUUGAAUACUGGUCGCUUUCAACGUGCAUGC